CGAGCCGGGGGCUGUAGUUCUGGGCCGGAGUUCUGGGGCCGGAGCCGGGCGGAAGCCGCCGGGGCCCUUCCUUCCUCAGCCGCCGCUCGGCUAAAGCCGGGGGUGCGGGCGGUCGGCCCGGGGCGGUGGCGCGGAGGAGGGCGGGUGCGAGGUGCGGAUUUGGGAUGGCUCUGCCGCCUCAGAGGAGGAGAUUCAACGUGAAAGAGAGGAAGUCACAUUACUUUAACUGUCUCAUUUGAAAGAAUGGCAUUUGUUGAACUUCGUCAUUCUGUUUGUUUUAUUUGUACUGAGAAGCUGAACUGAGAAGCUUGUGAAGCAUAUAUCUUCUAGAUACUGCUAAUCAGUAGUAUCCCAGAUGAAAUAAGCAUGUUGUAAGAUGGCAACAAAUCUGGAGUAUAAAUCAGUCUACAGAAGUUACUUGGUACCAGGUUUGUUUGUGGCUCACUGGACUGAUAGCUCUCACUUACUCUGUCUCUAAACCAAAGCCCUCUUCCUAUCAGAGCAAUAAAGAGACAGUGCACAGAAUGCUAUUUUGAAGUAGAUGAACUGUGAAGAAAGAACUCAUGAAUUUUUGAUCACCAAGGCUUGGAGAGCAUCCCUGAUGUCUGCUCCAGUGUGGACCUUCCUGAGGUAGAGUUGGUGAGCAUGCUAGAAGAGCAGUUGCCAGAUUACAAGUUACGUGUGGACUCUCUGUAUCUGUAUGAAAAUCAAGAUUGGAUUCAAGCCCCUGCUUGCCAUGGCCAUCUUCCUGAAAUCACCACUUCAGUUCAUGAUGAGGAACCCUUCCAUUACAGGACUCUUAUUGAACUUCCGUCCUCCUCCUCCUUGGCUGGACCUCACAAAUUUGCUCAAGUUCUUGGCACAGAUAAUAUGGAGCAGAAAACCUACAGUGAUGCUGAUAUGGUCAAACAUCUGCUAGCUGAGAAAGAUCGAGACCUGGAACUGGCAGCUCGAAUUGGGCAAGCCCUCCUGAAGCGAAACCAUCUGUUGACAGAACAGAAUGAAGCACUGGAAGAACAGCUAGGACAAACUCUAGAUCGAGUUAACCAGCUACAGCAUGAGCUGUCAAAGAAAGAUGACCUGCUUCGUAUCGUUUCUAUUGCUUCUGAGGAGAGUGAAACUGAUUCCAGCUGUUCCACACCACUUCGUUUCAACGAGUCUUUCAAUGUAUCACACGAUCUGUUGCAGCUGGACAUCUUGCAGGAUAAACUCAGGGAGCUGGAAGAGGAGAACCUUGCUCUCCGAUCGAAGGCUUGCCAUCUGAAGACAGAAACCAUUACAUAUGAAGAGAAGGAACAGCAGCUGGUCAAUGACUGUGUCAAAGAGCUCCGGCAAACGAAUGCUCAGAUUUCCAGAAUAACAGAAGAGCUGUCAGAGAAGAGUGAGGAGCUGGUUCGAUACCAGGAAGAGAUCUCAUCCCUCUUGUCUCAGAUUGUUGAUCUUCAGCAUAAACUCAGAGAACAUGUGAUUGAAAAGGAGGAGUUGAAACUUCACUUACAAGCUUCCAAAGAUGCUCAGAGACAACUGACAGCAGAGCUCCAUGAGUUGCAAGAUCGGAAUGUGGAGUGUCUGGGGAUGUUGCAUGAAUCACAAGAAGAAGUGAAGCUGCUGCGCAGCAGAGCCAGAUCAGUUGCCUGUCUCUGCCACCCCCAGCCGUGUGGAGCAUUUCCCAUGGAUUCCCUUGCAGCAGAAAUUGAAGGGACAAUGCGAAAGGAAUUAAGCCUGGGUGAUGAAUCCAUUCUCUCCAAGCAAAAGGAUCAGCAGAAACGAGUGUUUGACACUGUCAAGGUUGCUAAUGUCACUCAAGGCCGCUCCUCUUCCUUUCCUGCCCCACUGCCAAUCCCUGGAUCUAAUCGGUCAAGUGUUGUUAUGACAGCAAAGCCUUUCCUGUCUGGCAUGCACCACUUGGGGAGCCACACACAGAUGACCCAGAGGAGCAUCUCUGAGAGUUUCAAAGGCUCUCGUAUUCCUGGCCAGCCUGGAACCCCUGGAGACAAUGACUUGGUCACAGCUCUGCACAGGCUCUCCCUCCGUCGUCAGAACUACCUGAGUGAGAAGCAGUUCUUUGAGGAGGAAUGGGAGCGAAAAAUGCAUCUGCUGGCUGAGCACAAAGAAGGGGCUAGUGGCUGCAGCACACCAACAGGAAGCUGUUUUUCCCCCAGUACAAACUCAGAAUUCACUGAUCUGACUACCAGCUCUAGUAAUCUCCGUGUCCUUCUGCCAGAAAAAUUGCAAAUUGUCAAACCCAUUGAAGGAUCUCAGACCCUUUUCCACUGGCAGCAGCUUGCUCGACCCAACCUAGGCACCAUUCUUGACCCAAGACCAGGUGUUGUUACAAAAGGUUUUACCCCUCUGUCUGAUGAUGCUGUGCACCACAUCUCUGACUUGGAGGAGGAUGAUGAGGAAGGAGGUGAAGGAAAUAUAACAGUUCAAGUGCAACAGUCCUUCCCAGAGGAAAAGAAAAGUACAGUGGCAAAGCCAGUGGCAGGGAUUUUCCUGCCACCUAUUACUUCAGCAGCAGUAUCACUCGCUGCUUCAAAUCCAGGAAAGUGUCUGUCUUCCACAAAUUCCACGUUUACCUUUACAACCUGUAGGAUCCUUCACCCAUCUGAUGUCACCCACAUUACUCUCAGCUCUGCGGGUGCCCCGUUUUCACUUGGAAGUACUGGCAGCAGUAUUGGAAACCCAGUAGUGAGCACUCCAGCCGUGUCUUGCAGGCCUAGCAUUGGGGAAUUUCUCACUAACAGAAGAGAUUCAACGACAACCUUCAGCAGCACAAGCAGUCUGGCUAAACUUCUGCAAGAACGAGGCAUCUCUGCCAAGGUUUAUGAUAGCCCCAUAUUAGAAAAACUGCCUUUGCUACAGCCCCCUCAAACUCUCCCUAUUCCUUCUACUCCACCUAAUUCUCCUUCACACUCACCUUGUUCUUCCCCUCCACCUUUUGAGCCUGGAGUACAUCACUCAGAAAAUUUCCUGGCUUCUCGACCAGCAGAAACAUUCUUGCAAGAAAUGUAUGGCCUGAAGUCUUCUCGUAGCUCUGCAGACACAGGCCAGCUGAAGAUGAACCUCGUGGACAGGCUGAAGAGGCUGGGUUUUGCUAGGGUGAUGAAGGUCCCCGAGACACAGGACCAUGGGAAACAUCAGGGGCCAGAGGUUUGCUUGCCAAAGCAGGAGACUGCUGUGUUUUUUCAUGCAGGUAGCAAUUUAAUGGCAGGACUGAGAAAGAAUCAGUCUUCCAGCCUUGACCGGAGCAUUGGGAGCUCCAGUUUGCACACAGUCAUAAAAAGUUAAUGUUGUAAAGGAGGACUGGCUGGUCUGAAAAAUUGCAGGCUUCAAGCAGAGUAAACAACACUUGAGGCAUAAAUGUCCAAUACAGGCAUUGUUAGUUGUGUUACAGAAGAGUUGGAGAAGGCACGUGCAUGUUAAUGGUGUGGGAGAGAGAAGUGUUGGGAGCACGGACAAAAAGAACAUUGUCUGGGUUUGAGGAAGGAGGCUUUUGUGGAAAAUAAGAAAGAAGAAACCAAAGCUUAGUUUUGAGACCCCCUUAAUAAUUUGUCUUAACUUAAACAAAAAUAAAAUAUCAUGCUAGACAGUCUCAGUAUUUCAGCCUUUAAAAAUCUGCAUGUAGAACUGCCUUGCAGGUGCUGUUCUAUUUUUUUCACCAUACGACCAGGUUGUUUUACUAGUUGUUAGCAGUUACACUCUAUCAUUUGAAUGCAAUGCCAAAAUAACAGUCAAAAGACCAGCAUGAUUAGUCCCAAGUUCCUCCCUGUAGCAAAUAUGAAAACUUGGAUUUUUGUCUUGUAAUUUCUGUUGCAGAAACUGACCUCUUUCAAACUCAAAUGCCCACACUGAGUUCUAGAGAUAACGUUUAAUUGUACAUAACAAAACAAUACUUCUGUUUGCAAACACAGAAACUACUCAUCAGAAUUUGUAUUUUGAAAGAGGGCAAUUGUGCAAGUGAGGUAUUAACAGUGGUUAGAUUUUUUUCUGGAGCUUCUGCAGAGGAAGGUGCAAUUAGUAGGAAUUAAGAAUCAGGAAAGUAUGUAUUAGGGUGAAAACUGCAAGCUAAGAAAUAGGUAUUCUUGUGCAUUAAAAAAAUAUCUCGAGCACAUUUCAUUGUUGCAAAAGGAAUUAAAAUGAAGGUGCUUGAGGAAAGGUUUCUUUUUAUUUGACAUAAGUGGAGAGCAUUUGCUUCAAGACAAGUGUCAGAAAUUCAGUAAGCUGAUUCUUCUCUUUACAGGUGACUUUCUGUAUAUCUGAGAAUCUCAUGCCUUUCAUUCACUUAUUUCUGCAUUUAGGCAGAGCUUUGUUUAAAACAUUUCAUGAAGAGCAAAAUUUACCAGUCUAUAUUCAGAAAGGCAGUGUUCUUUGUAGUAUUCUAAUGAGAAGAAAUCAUUUUGUGGAGAGUGGUACUGAACCUGAUUCUGAACAAAGCUGGGGUGGUCUUCCUGAAUUGAAAGAGAAGUCUGUUUUAGAAAUCUGAUUUCUGAGUGGAAGUCAGAAAAAAAUUACUGCCCAUGCAGCUUUUUGGAUUCCUUCCUGUCCAAGGUUUUUGGCCAUAACUGAAUAAUCUACAAUAGAUUUAUACUGUAAUUUAAGAAAAAAACGUUUGCCAAAAAUUCCUCAGAGGAAUGGGUCUUCACUAGUGACCUGAACGGAAACAGGUUCUUAAUCUUUUAAUUUUUCACUGAACCUAUCAACAUUUUAAAACAUUUUCAGGUUUAUUUUCCAUGCAAUUAGAUAAAACUGUCAGUUUACCUUGCUUGGUGCAGAGUACGUGGGACAUGGCUGGUGUCUGUCUUAAGGCACAUCCACCAUAAUCAGCAUCCUUGUUGCUGCAGGGUUGAGUGGAAGGGGACAACAGAGGAAAGCAGCUUAGCCUGGUUUGCGGGAAACUUGUAAUGUGGCCUUUGUGUUCUUACAUGUCUAUAGAUCUCUUUGUUAUAAGGUGUUUGGGGUUGAGUUUUUUUGGGGGGUGUGUGUGUUUGGGUUUUUGUUUUUUUUGUUUUCUUUUUGUUUGGUUGUUUUUUUGUAAAAGGAAAAGGAGUAACCACUUCAGACUUGCACAGGGACUUGUCUGUCAGCAGCGCACAGAAAUAUUCAGGAACUUCUGGAGUGGCUUUUUACUCUCUAAGCAAAAUCCUACACUUAUAAAAGGUGAAUUUUAUUUAAAAUACUAUAUACGGGUUAAUUUUUAAAUGAAAAAUAUUUAAUUUCUUCCUUAAGUCUAUGUUUGUACAUAGUUAGCUGUGCAUGGGAUAUUGCCUAACUAUAUAAGGUAAGAAGGAAUGGAGUGGGGGAAGUUAAUUUUGCUCUCCAGUGAACUAGGAUGGGUGCCUUCUGUAUAGUUGUAACUUCUUGGGAAACAGCAGGAAUGAGUUAACAAAAAAUUAUGUGUGAGAAGACUGUACUAUGUCAAAAUUAUGUCCAUUUUAUAUGUGUUUAUUCUAGGGAUACAUGUAAGUUACAGAGAUAAUUUUUUUUACAAGGUAUUUCAUUAGAUAGCUCCAGCCAUUGGAUCAUUCUGUGUGUCACCAGCAGAAGCAGAAAAUCUACUAAAUCAGAAUUCCUUUGGCGGAUUGGGUUUCAGUUAAAAUCUAAAAGCACAUUAAUUAAAUGCAUGUUUCUUUUUUAUAUGCUUCCACAUUCUAUAGUCCAACAAUAUAAACUAGCUCAGUUCAAGCAAUACCAUGCAUAUGUUGAGAGAGUUGUUUGUUUCUGCAGGACAUUGUAUCACCAGAUACUUUGCACAAGGCAAUAAGAAAAUGGAAGAAUCUAUAAAUGAUUGUGUCUGUGUUCUUCCAGUUGGUUGAUGCAGUGGUGCAGCAUUGCUGAGACUGUCGUGCAUUUAUACUCCCGGAUGGUUAUGCACAUUUUCUAUAUAUGUGCCUAGCUCGCAGUCACUGGGAAAAUGGUACUUAUCGCAGGUUUUCUGGUUUUGUGCCAAAACUUGGAAGUGAAACUUCUUUUGAAUAAGUAAUGUGUUUCGAAGAACAUAUAAGAAAAAGUUGCCAUCAUUUUAGCAACUGAUUUUCCUUCUUUUGCCUCCCGUAGGAGAGGAGACAAACUUGGAUGAUUGAGAGGUGGGAGUCUGUGUGAGACCUUUAGGUCCUACACGAGUGUGAUUUGGUUGAGUGGAGGCUGGAAGGAGUGGACAGUGGCAUUUCAGAAAGGUUCUGCUACCUUGCAGGACUGAGACAAAAACAGAUGCUAGGAAGAAAGGCAUUAUUCAUGCUGGUGAAGUUUCAAGACAUAGAAGGAAAUUAGUGUACUAUUUAUCCCUAUGCAGAGUGGCUUAAACCAAGCACAAAUAUUUAGCUUUCUAGUUCCACUGUUUUCAGUAGGCUCAGUGAUGUCUGUAUGCUAGAAAUACCUGUGGUCUAAGUUAAGUCUGCUGGAGCUAAAGAGCAGCAGGAAGGGGAGUGUUGGUUUUGGGCUUGUUUGGCUGUUAGAUGAGGGGAUCAUGCACUGUUUGAACAGUCUGGGGCCUUCAUGGUAUCUUCUUAGGUCUGCUUUUUACACUCGUUUUUGUUCUUAGUGGAAUGUAAAUAUGAUAAUAAACGUGUAACGUCAUUUUUCAGUA
This is a messenger RNA of Calypte anna (Anna's hummingbird), 6586 nucleotides long. RefSeq names its product trafficking kinesin protein 2 (gene TRAK2). The coding region runs from base 646 to 3291 and encodes 881 amino acids. The transcript has 17 exons. The record is from RefSeq and is a predicted model, not a curated record. Gene Ontology annotation, biological process: neurogenesis; anterograde axonal transport of mitochondrion. Gene Ontology annotation, molecular function: GABA receptor binding. Lineage: Eukaryota; Metazoa; Chordata; Aves; Apodiformes; Trochilidae. Gene Ontology annotation, cellular component: dendrite.